Tribolium castaneum (red flour beetle) is the source of this 1995-nucleotide messenger RNA. RefSeq lists its product as hypothetical. The transcript is spliced from 2 exons. The record is from RefSeq and is a predicted model, not a curated record. The coding region runs from base 1 to 1968 and encodes 655 amino acids. Lineage: Eukaryota; Metazoa; Arthropoda; Insecta; Coleoptera; Tenebrionidae.
AUGGGAGAGGAUGUGGAACUCUGUUUAGAAAUCCAGGUGGAUUCAGAAACUAAACGAAUAUUAUCUAAUCCCCACAAAUGUCGUUCCACUUUGCUAGACGUUACUGUAAUCAAGCCAAAAGAGCUGGAAGCGUUUGGUACACAAAGAACCAAUACGCUUCGAGCUGACGAAGUCAGAAAAUUAAUCACGUCGAUGGAAAAGCAGAGAAGAAAAAAACAGAAAGUUCUUGAAAAAUUAAAGUGUGACGAUACUGUUCUCCAAAUUCGCAAACACGACGAUGCUGAUGCGAAAAAAGAAUUCGCCAAAAAUAAAGAACGAAUUUCUUCCAAUUCUCCAGUUGAUGACUUAGAACGUAAAGACUUUAUCGGGAUUGCUGAGUCGGUAGAACCUUUAUUUUGCGAAAUUCGUCGUUCGUUGAAAAACGUGGAAACAAGAAUAACUAACAUGCAAGACAUCAAUCUUGUUAUCAGUCAAACCACAGUCGACGAAACUGCUUCAGAAGAAUUUGUGAUUUCGAGACACAAAAAGCCCAGUUCUUUGCCCAGUUCUCUCAGUAAUCGGAACCAUGAUUGCUACAGAAUUGAAACAGCACCGCAUGACAUAAGAUCAAUACUUUUACCUCAAAAGAAACAAAAAUUGUUAGAUAAAGACGACAAGGUCGAAGGGAAAUGUCUGUGUGAAAACUGCGGUAUUAUAGGAUUGCUUGCUGAAUGUCAAAAGCAUCCACUUCUUGUCGAACUUAGUGAAUCUCCAUCACCUUCGUCUCAUAAACAGUUCCCGAGUCCAAGAAAAAAACCAAAGAUAAAUCUCGAAAAUAUCAGUAAAAUGAGGACAAAGGGUAAUGGUGAUUCCUACAUAAACCAUCUUUCGAACAGGAUUAAAGUCCUGGAGGAGAGACUAGCAAUGCAGGAGGAAAAAGUUGUUCCAAAAGAUUACUUCAAAAAAAUCAUCUCCAAGAUGGUCACUGGCCUAUCCCCCAAAAUCGUCAAAUCUAAAAGUGACACUUCUUUGCGUUCCCCACUUAAAAAUUACAAGAAAUGUUCAAAGUUGCAAGAUAUACAGGAACGUCCGACUGAAAAAUCUCUACAAUGUCAAAGCUCGGAAGCUUUGCAUUGUUUCCGCAGUUUCAAAGAAGAUAAAAAACCAGCCUUGAAAGACGACAAAGGCACAAUCACCGACGAGGAACUGUUUUACGGCGGAUACAUUUGGAAAUGGGGCGAGGAGAUUUUAAAACCAGGAAUUGAUUUGAAAAAUAGAAUCGUAAAUUUACUCAACGACAUUUUGGGCAAGUUCGCUUUGUCCGAGAGAGGGUCAAUAGAGGCGGCGCAAGCCGAAAGCAUAAGAGAAGAAGCUAUAAGAAAAAUCAUGCGACACAUGAAUGCGGGUAAUUACGAUCCUCGUGAAAAUAUCCGUCAUUUAAGUCCACGCGAAAAAAGUCCCAAAAGUAAUCCACAACGGGUCAAGUCUCCUUACUCUAAAAGCGACCACAAACACAAUAAAAACGUCGAUGUUUCCUACAUAAACCCAAAAAUCUCCCUUUGGAGAAAAGACUCUCCAGACGUGUCGCAACAGAAGAGUAACACAAGUCGGAAAGUGUCUUUUUGGGACAGGCCUUCGCCAGAAAAAUAUAAAGUAUCGCAGAGGAAAAGUAGCGCACAAUCGCCUCAGUGGCGUAGGUCCUCUCCAGAGAAAUUUAGGACGAGUCAAAGAAUGUUGGAGCAGAGAAAUAACGAACAAGGCAAACAUGAAUUUUUGAAAAUUGUUAGUAAAGCAAAGCAGCAUCAGAAAGACAUUUUGUGGAAGAAUAUAUGGAACCAGGCCAAAGCCAACGGCCAGACGAAAAACGACAAAAUAACAAUAAAAAUACCAGUGCAGAGCAAGGGAAAUAAGAGCGAGCACAUCUUUGAAACCGAGAUAAGUAUCGGCGAGAUCGAGCAAAUUCUGAAAGGUGUUAUCUCCCUGUGUUAAGAAUAAAAAAAGGUUUGGUUUUUGGAA